AUGUCAGGGCUUGUGCGCGCGGUGCGGCUGGGUGUGCGUGCCGGAGCAAACGUGGCUCGGGCCACAGGGCCCGUCCGUGGUGGCGGGACCCAGGCGCCGCGUAUGGGCCGCGCCGCCCGUGGCUUGUUUGCCGGCAAGACCGUCCGCUUUGGCAACCAUGUCUCCUUCUCCCAGCGCAAGACUCGGCGUAAGUGGGAGCCGAAUGUUCAGCGGGCGUCGGCCCACUCGGAGCUGCUAGGCCGCCCGCUGCGGGCAAGGAUGACCACCUACGCCCUGCGUUGCAUCGACAAGGCCGGCGGCAUCGACGCCUAUCUCCUUGCCAUGCCGGCCAAGCAACUGGCUGCCGAUCCGUUUGCUGCCAAGGCCCGCGCCAACAUUGUCCGCAAGCUCGAGCGCAUCCUCCCCGAGGGUGCCACCCUUGGUGAUGUUGCUGCCGCAGAGGCCGCCGUCGUCGCCAAGUACGCCACCCGCCGGGGCUGACUCGGCCGGUGAGACGCUGCAACAUACACGCCAUGCCACGCCACGCUAGCGCGCGCGACCACAUGCAGCAGAUGAUAAAACCAACACAAUCCCACG
Messenger RNA from Thecamonas trahens ATCC 50062, 576 nucleotides. RefSeq lists its product as uncharacterized. NCBI's taxonomy places the organism in Eukaryota, Apusomonadida, Apusomonadidae. The coding region runs from base 1 to 480 and encodes 159 amino acids. The transcript has 2 exons. The record is from RefSeq and is a predicted model, not a curated record. Gene Ontology annotation, molecular function: structural constituent of ribosome. Gene Ontology annotation, cellular component: mitochondrial large ribosomal subunit.